CAAAGCCAUUGACCUUUGCUGAUUGUGUUGGGGACGAACUUCCUUUAGGAUGGGAAACCGUAUAUGAUAAACAAAUUGGAAUUUAUUAUAUGGACCACAUAAAUAAGCUUACCCAGAUUGAGGAUCCAAGAGAACAGUGGAGGCGAGAGCAGGAGCGGAUGUUGAAAGAGUAUUUAAUUGUAGCCCAGGAGGCUCUCAAUGCCAAGAAAGAAAUCUACCAGAUCAAGCAGCAGCGAUUGGAACUGGCUCAGGAGGAAUACCAGCAGCUGCACACACUAUGUGAGGAUGACAGCCGCUCAUAUGCCAGCUCCUACUCUGGAUAUUCAGCAAAUACAAAGUAUGACCCACACCAGAUUAAAGCAGAAAUAGCAAGUCGUCGGGAUAGGCUUUCCAGAUUAAAACGGGAGCUGGCCCAGAUGAAGCAGGAGCUACAGUACAAAGAAAAGGGUGUGGAGACCCUGCAAGAGAUUGAUAGGAAGAUGUCAAGUGCUCAUACCAACUACAAACUAGAUGAGGCACAGGCUAUAAUGAAUGAGCUCCGGACCAUCAAGAAAGCCAUCUGUACAGGCGAGAAGGAGCGGCGGGACCUGAUGCAGAGCCUGGCCAAGCUUACGGAUAGCUUCAAGAAUAGCUGCUCCCUUGGUGACUUCCUCCCUGAUUUACCUUCCAAUGCUGGUGUACUUGGUGAUUCCGGGGCAACACAGCACUUCUGCGAUGCCGGCUCCCAGACUGAGGCCAUAGGGGAGUUUGUCUUUGAUGACAAAACAAGACUUGUAGACCGAGUCAGACUUAACUGGCAGUAUGAAGAAGCCCGAAAGAGAGUCUCGAAUAUUCAGCAGCAGCUGGCCCAGCUUGCAAACGAGUCGUGGCCGGGCAUGGCCGAGGCCGACAGGGACCGGCUGCAGCUCAUCAAAGAGAAAGAGGCCCUGCUUCAAGAGCUGCAGCUCAUCAUUCAGCAGCGGAGGUCAGCUGAAGACAUGUCCCGGCUAGAGGAAGAGAAGCGACGCUUGGAGGAAGAGAUCCAGCGGGCGCGGGCCACAUCGGCACAGGGUGCCACGGAAAGGAUUCUACUUCAGGAAAAGAGAAAUUGUCUACUUAUGCAACUAGAAGAAGCCACUCGCUUAACUUCUUAUCUCCAGUCCCAGUUAAAAAGUCUGUCUGCCAGUACUCUGACUGUGUCCUCCGGGAGCAGCCGCGGGUCGCUGGCCUCCAGCCGGGGCUCGCUGGCCUCGAGCCGAGGUUCCCUGAGCUCGGUCAGCUUCACCGACAUCUAUGGCCUCCCGCAGUACGAGAAGGCCGAUGCUGAGUGCGGCCAGCUCCUGCGCUUUGAUCUGAUUCCCUUCGACACCCUGGGACGGGAUGUCCCCUUUGCAGACCCACCUAGCCACUCAGGCUUCCACAAGCAGAGGCGGUCCCUAGACACCCCCCAGUCCCUGGCAUCGCUAUCUUCCCGUUCCUCCCUGUCUUCUCUGUCACCCCCCAGCUCGCCCUUGGACACGCCCUUCCUCCCAGCUUCGAGGGACUCACCUCUGACGCAGUUGGCAGAUAGUUUUGAGGUGCCAGGCCUGGGUGCUCUAGACAGACUGCGAGCACAGGCCUCUGCCCUGGGGGAUGAAGAUUUGCAGGGCCCAGCGCCACUUCAACCACAUGGAUUCCCUGGGGACACAGAAGGCCCACGUGAGCGGGGACCCCCAGGGGCCGGAGCCCCUGCCACUGGAUCAGUGACUCUCCGGGAAGACAGCGCCAAGAGACUGGAGAGAAGAGCGCGCCGUGUCUCUGCCUGCCUUUCGGAUUACUCACUUGCAAGUGAUAGUGGAGUAUUUGAACCUUUAACCAAAAGGAAUGAAGAGGCUGAGGAGCCUUCUUGUGCAGACUCCUGCAGUAUUGAUGAGCCUCAGAUCCACGUGGGAUUUCUACACGACAGUGCCAGCGAAUGUCUCCUUGUGCACGUGCUCCAACUGAGGAACUUUGCCAGGCUGGUGAUGAGAGAAGACUACAAAAUCCACAUCCGCGUCUAUCUGCCCCCACUCGACUCUGGCACUCCCAAUACCUACUGCUCCAAGACUCUGGAAUUCCAAGCCCCGCUGGUGUUUAACGAAGUGUUCAGAAUCCCUGUGCAUUUCAGCAUGUUGACAGUGAAGUCACUUCAGUUAUAUGUGUGCUCAGUGAAUCCUCAGAUGCAGGAAGAAUUGCUGGGCAUUGCUCAGAUAAACUUGGCUGACUAUGACAGUUCAAGCGACAUGCAGCUGCGCUGGUACCCAGUACAGGUCUUUGCCAGCUCCGAGCCACCCAAGACAAAGGAGAAUGGGCGUUCAGGCAAUAGUGCCACCCAGGACCCUGUGCAUGUCAGCUCCGGGACAACGGAUGCAGUGACAGCGCUGCUGGCCAGAACCACGGCCCAGCUGCAGGCAGUAGAAAGAGAGCUGGCUGAGGAGCGUGUGAAGCUGGAGUGCACUGAGGAGGGUAUCCUGGAGAUCCAGCGGAAGGAAGAGCAGGCCGAGGCUGUGUCCGAGAGGAGCUGGCAGGCUGACUCAGUUGACAGUGGCUGCAGCAACUGCACCCAGACCAGCCCCCCAUACCCAGCAGAGCCCUGUGUUGCUGUCAACUCCAUUCAUGGACACAAGUUUGCUGGCCAGACAGAUCCCUACUGUCCCGAGAAACGUCAGCUCCCACCUAUUAAGGUUGACAAGGAAACCAACACAGAAGAUCUCUUCCCAGAAGAAGCGGCAAGCAUCCUGAAGGAGCGACCCGGACGCCGGGCCCGUGGUUCGCCUUUUGUUCGCAGUAGUACUAUUGUCCGUUCUCAGACUUUCUCGCCCGGAGCACGAAGCCAGUAUGUUUGCCGACUUUAUCGUAGUGACAGUGACAGUUCAACACUUCCCCGGAAGUCUCCCUUUGUCCGAAAUACUCUGGAAAGACGAACCCUUCGCUACAAACAGUCCUGCAGGUCCUCCCUGGCCGAGCUCAUGGCCCGUACAUCCCUGGACCUGGAGCUGGAUCUCCAGGCAUCAAGAACACGGCAGAGGCAGCUGAAUGAGGAGAUCUGUGUCCUCCGUGAGCUGAGGCAGCGUUUGGAAGAUGCCCAGCUCCGAGGCCAGACCGACCUCCCCCACUGGGUGCUCCGGGAUGAGCGAUUCCGCAGCCUGCUGAAGGAAGCAGAGAAGCAGACAAGACAGACCAAACUUGACUACCAUCAAGAGCAAGCAGCUGAGAAGAUGCUGAAGAAGGCCUCCAAAGAGAUCUACCAGCUGCGUGGGCAAAACCACAAAGAACCUAUCCAAGUGCAGACCUUUAGGGAGAAGAUAGCAUUUUUCACAAGACCAAGGAUUAACAUACCUCCUCUCCCAGCCGACGACGUUUGAUGUAGUGCGUUGUGCACAUGAAGUAUUUAUCUGCCUGUUUUAUUUUCAUGAAGUUCUUAGAUUAGCUAAAUUUGUCUUUUAAAAUAUUUGUGCAAAGCUAUUAAUAUACACAUUUUGUAAAGAAACAUAUAUCUAUACAUAUAUAUUUUAUAAUAGUGACAGCAACAGGGCUUGGUUUUUCCUUGUUGUGAAAUCGACAUCUCUGAAGACAGGUUAUUUUAUAAAAGAUCAACUAUCAUGUUAAGAGUGUACAGUUUUUACGCUGUUUUAUUUGACUUAAAGGCUGGAAGACAGAAACGAAGUGAGUUCAGGCAAAUUCACUGUAUUGUAAUUUAUUUAUAGUACUUUUUUUUCCUUGAAGGAAAAUACUGACUUUAAGAUGUAUUUUAAGACUGAAAUUUUGUUCUUCAGUGUUGUCAUGGAGUAGAAUGGGACUUGGGGCCGGUUUUGUUUCUGACACCCGAAACACAAACACUAUGUACUAAAUUUGUCACUUGUAUCCGUUUCUCAUAGGCGCAUGUGUCAUGUAUAUCGUACAUUCUCGCUCUCUUGUGUCAUGUUAACACAUCAGCUGCAGUGGUUCAGUCCUGAUUCAUAAGCCAUGUGUGCGGUGCUGGGCUCAGUGUCCCGUGUAUACUGGGCGCUCAUUGCUCUUCAUUGCCGUGUUGUUGUCUGAUGCAUCUUUUUGUGCUUCCCACGAGUCUGAAGCUGGUGACAGAACCUCCGGCGUCCCAGGUUUCAACCUGCCUGUCCACGGUAGCUGUCCACACUGCCUGUACUUGUCAGAUCGAAUGCAGCCCAACUCUCGCACACUGCCUCUCAUCCUAAGGGAUGAGGUGCAGGUGGGCUCCUGCUUCCUGAAGGAAAGCUGAGAGGGAGCUCAGGGUGCACACUCGCAGUGUAGCCGAGGGUAAAGACAGCAUCAUGGCAUAGACAUAACCUUGGAAGUUGCUUUUUUUGUGUGGAGAGGACAUGUGGGUACCUUGAGUUACCCAGUGAGUCAUUUAUAGGAGAGUGUUUGAAUUAAAUCAGAAUGCCCCCCCCAUAUUGGAGUCUACCCAAGGUUCUUCACCAAAUCUUAGAACUAGCUCAUGAGCAAAAAAAUUAAUGUCACGAAAUAUGCCAUUGUUAUUCUUUUAAAUGCCAAAUGAUAGAGAUCGUUUGCCUAGUACAUAUUUAUUACAUGUGAAAUGCACUCUCCUUUCUGAGACCUUGGAGAAGUGAAUGAGAUAGUCACAGGAAAUGUCAAAGAAAACAGAACGUUCUUUUCCUUGAUCUUUCUUCCCCUCCCUUAGAAAUGUCCCUUUUAAUCAGGUCUUUCUUCUCGUUGAUCUGUAACCCCUCCCCUUCCCCCUAUAACCCACUUUCCUUUUUACAUUUAUUAAAAAUGAAUUUUGUAAAAGUGUUUCAUUGACAUGUGACCAAUCACAGACGAAGGAAUUUGUCAGUGGUGGUGAGACUGAAAACUUUAUGCUUUUCAUGGUUGUCAUCUCUUGCUAUGUAUUCCUGCUUCUAGUCUUGCUUUUCUUUUUUUUUUUUUUUUU
Molecule: messenger RNA, 4906 nt
Organism: Fukomys damarensis (Damara mole-rat)
Lineage: Eukaryota; Metazoa; Chordata; Mammalia; Rodentia; Bathyergidae
Gene: Wwc3
Product: WWC family member 3
Exons: 22
Coding region: 90-3362 (1090 amino acids)
Biological process (GO): cell migration; negative regulation of organ growth; regulation of DNA-templated transcription
Cellular component (GO): cytoplasm
Molecular function (GO): molecular adaptor activity; kinase binding
Source: RefSeq, a predicted model, not a curated record